CCAAUCUUAGAACACUCUUCCCCCCACAUCAUACAUCUUGGAACACAUAUGUAUAUUCGGACACUGCAACUAAAAUAAAAUUCCACAUUAUACCAUCCACCAGGGCAGGUGUGAUCGCCUCCAGCCAUGACCUCCAAUUCGCUGACAAGACGCAGUUCGGCGGACAAUGAGCAGGCCCGGUGCCGACAGGUGGAGAACGCUGCCCUACACUUGCCCAGCUACGCCGACCGGUACACAGACAUCCCCCGCCUUACUCGCCUCAAGUUCAUCGCCCAGGUGUGUCCCAAGCUGCGGGUCCCGGCGCUAGAGCUGGCCAUUGACCACGUGAAGACCACCUACAACGUGAAACUCUACGACGAGCUAUACAAGACCCUGUGCGCCGAAGUGGGGGCGCUGGCUAGGAAGCAGCCGGCGAACGACGACGAGGCCAGCACCUCCAGUGGCAGGAACCGGCGCGCCCAGCCGUACGACACCUUCUGGGUGGAGGACAACACCAUUGAGUCUAGCUUGAUGCUCCAGGAGCUGGACGCCGAGCUAAACUUUAAGAAAUCGAACUCGGGCAGUGCCAAUGUGAGGCGAAUUCUGGAGGAGAUCGGCGACUACCAUGAAAAGAGCGGAAACCUGCAAAUGGCCAUCAAGUUCUAUGCUCGAGCCAGACCCUACUGCACCAGCAGCGACAACGUGAUCAACAUGUUCCGCAACCUCAUCCGGGUAUCCAUCUACAUGGCCAACUGGUGGUACGUGCUCACCUACAUCGACGAGGCCAAACAGUACGCCUUCGGUUACGAGAACCUGUCCCAGGAGGUACCGGCCCGACUAAGCUGUGCUGCCGGGCUGGCCAACAUGGGUCUAAAAAUUUACAAGUCGGCAGCUCAGAGCUUUCUGCAGACCUCCUUCGGACGGUACGACUACGACAAGAUCGUGGCCCCCGAGGACCUGAGCUUCUACGCUGGCCUCUGCGCCCUGGCCACCUACGAUCGGGAGAAAUUACAACUAAACGUCAUCAACUCGGAGGCUUUCAAGCCCUUCUUCCAGCUGACCCCCAAGAUGUGGAAUAUCCUGGCCAAGUUUUACGAGGGUCAGUCCGAGGUUUGUGAAGAGCUGCUCCGCGAGAUUGAGGACCAAAUACGGCUAGAUGUCUAUCUGGCGCCCCAUGUCGAUAAGCUAUACGAGAUGAUCAUUAACAGACUUCCCAAGAAAAAGGAAAAGAAAGCAAAGUACGAGUAUUUGAAGAGAUACAGUACAACCUCAUCAGCCACAUAAUGAAGGCAGGUGGACGGAGGAGUAGCCACAAUCUUAAAGGAUAGACUCCAAGCUAGGUUCCUUU
Messenger RNA from Drosophila bipectinata, 1327 nucleotides. RefSeq names its product COP9 signalosome subunit 1a (gene CSN1a). Gene Ontology annotation, cellular component: COP9 signalosome. Lineage: Eukaryota; Metazoa; Arthropoda; Insecta; Diptera; Drosophilidae. The record is from RefSeq and is a predicted model, not a curated record.